CCGGCCGGGCCUGGGUGAGUUGCAGCCUGGCAGUGCCCCCUGCCCCCACCCCAGAGGGACCAGAAACGCGCCCCCCGCGUACCCUGGGGGUAAAGGAAGGGCCAGGGGGCUUUCCCCCCACACCAAUCUUGCUACUCAAGGACCAGCCCCUGCCUGGGGCGCGGAGGAGGCUGGGGCAGCGCCACACACCGGCAGUGCCCCCUCCCGGGCGGAGAUGGAAGCCAAUGCAGCAAGCGACGAGGGUGUGCAUUUCCAGAGCUACCCCUUCGACUUCCUGGAGUUCCUGAACCACCAACGCUUUGAACCUAUGGAGGCCUACAACCACGAGCACGCCAAAGCAGUCGCCGCCCUUCCGUGCCCACAGCCGCAGUACGACUACACCCAGCCACCCACCACCGCCCCACCGGCCCACUUUGACCGCGUCUCCGCAGCCGUCGGUACCUCGAAGCCCAAAGCCGAAGGCCCAUCCUCCUCCUCUUCCUCGGCAGCCUCGGCCGCCAACGUUCAAGUCAAGAAAGCAGAGCCAGGGGGCCCUGCACCACCACCGCAGCAGCAGCAGCAGCAGCAGCAGCAGCAACCACCCUACAGCACUCCGGCAGUGGUGCCAGCGACAGGCCAGCCUCUCUUUGACAGCACGGCAGCAGCUGCCGCUGCCGCCGCGGCCUAUAACACUCCCCAGUGGGGCAUCGUGGACCUUUCCGGCCACCAGCAUCUCUUCAGCAGCCUCAAACGCGGGCAGGCGCCGCCCCCGGCAGCUUCCGCCGUCGCCGCCGACAGCCAGGCAGGCAAGGACGACAAGAACUACUUCCGGCGCUUGAAGUACUUCAUCGACCGCCGCUUCCCGUGCGGGGUGUGCCAGAAGUCGUUCAAGCAGUCAUCCCACCUGGUGCAACACAUGUUGGUGCACACGGGCGAGCGGCCGUACGAGUGCACCACCUGCGGGCGCACCUACAACCACAUCUCCAGCCUCAUCCGGCACCGCCGCUGCCACAAGGACACGGAGGAUGCCACAGCGGCCGCCAACGCCGCGGCCGCCAACGCCGCGGCUGCAGCGGCGGCCGCAGCUGCAGCGGCUGCUGCCAACGCCAACAACGCGAGCGCUGCUACGGGCGCUGAGGGAGCAGCCCACCCUCCUAGCCAGAGUGGCAACCCUCAGGCGGUGCCGCCGCCAACUGCAGGGACAGCUGCCGCGGCCCUCAGUGCCGCCAUAGCUCAAGCUGAAGGCCCUUUCACCUGCUCCCUCUGCUGGAAAGUGUUCAAGAAGCCGAGCCACCUGCACCAGCACCAGAUCAUCCAUACCGGCGAGAAGCCCUUCUCGUGCUCCGUCUGUCAGAAGAGCUUCAACCGCCGCGAGAGCCUGAAACGACACGUGCGGACCCACUCGGACCUGUUGCGGGUGCAGUGUGGGGUCUGCGGCAAGGAGUUCCGGGAUGCCUCCUAUCUGCUCAAACACCAGGCCACCCACGCCCCUCCUGGCACCUUGCCCCCGCGCCCCGAGUACAAGUGCGACAUCUGUGGCAAGGGCUACGUGGCCCCCCAGAACCUGCUGCGCCAUCGGCAGCUGCAGCAUGAGGGAGCCCAGUUGGCCAAGGAUGGCACUGGUGCCUUGUCCUACUUGCCUCCGGGGGCUUAUCUCCUGCCACAAGACCCGCAGGCUACCAGCUCCGAUGGAGACACCAAGCCCACCUCGUACGGGCUCCUGGGCGCCCAUCCGCUGCUGGUGGGAACAGCAGCAGGCAAGAAUUUCUGCUGCGGAAUCUGCGGCCGCGGCUUCGGGCGGCGGGAGACGCUGAAGCGGCAUGAACGAAUCCACACAGGCGAGAAGCCCCACCAGUGCGCCGUGUGCGGGAAGCGCUUCCGCGAAUCUUUCCACCUCAGCAAGCACCACGUGGUGCACACCCGGGAGAGGCCCUACAAGUGUGAGAUCUGCGGGAAGGUUUUUGGCUACCCGCAGAGCUUGACCCGGCACAAACAGAUCCACCGGCUGCAGCUGCCUUGCUCUUUGCCCCCCAUGGGGCCCUCGCUGACGCCCAUGGGGCCUUCGCUGCCUCCGCCCCCCGAGGGGCUGACCUACGGCUGCUCCGACUGCGGAGAGCGCUUUCCCGACCUCUUCCACGUCAUGAGCCACAAGGAGGUCCACGUGGCUGAGAAGCCGUACCCUUGCGACGUCUGCGGGAAGUGCUUUGGGUUCAUCGAGAACCUCAUGUGGCACAAGCUGGUCCACCAGGCGGCUCCGGAGCGGCUGCUGCCCCCGGAUGAAACGGCCGCUGCCGUGGCCCCCCUGGAAAACGGGCUGGCCGGCGGCGACAACCUGACGUCCUACGAAGACCACCACCCCACCUUGCCGAGCGGGGAGCGCUUCUCCUGCUCCAUCUGCGGCCAGACCUUCAAGCAUUUCCUGGGGCUCGUGACUCACAAGUACGUGCACCUGGUGCGCCGCACCUUGGCCUGCACCGUCUGCGGGCAGAGCUUCGCGGGGGCCUACGACCUGCUGCUGCAUCGCCGCACCCACCUGCAGAAGCGCCACUUCUCCUGCCCAGUCUGCGGCAAGCGCUUCUGGGAGGCCGCCCUGCUGAUGCGCCACCAGCGCUGCCACACCGAGGAGCGCCCGUACCGCUGCGCGGUCUGCGGCCGUGGGUUCCUGCGCUCGUGGUACCUCCGCCAACACAAAGUGGUGCACACUGGCGAGAGGGCCUACAAGUGCGCCCUCUGCAACAAGCGCUUCGCCCAGUCGUCCAGCCUGGCCGAACAUCAGCGCCUUCACGUCGUUGCCCGGCCCCAGCGCUGCCCGACGUGUGGCAAGACCUUCCGCUACCGCAGCAACCUCUUGGAGCACCAGCGGGUGCACCUGGGCGAGAAGGUCUACCGCUGCGACCGCUGCUCCAAGAGCUUCUUCUACCUGUCGUCCAUCCUGCGCCACCAGCGCUCCCACGACGCAAAGCGCGAGUUGCGAUGCGGAGCCUGCCUCAAGCUCUUCAAAGACCCGAAGUAUUUCAGCAAGCACCUCCAGGCCCACCAGGGCGGGCGGCCCUUCAAGUGCAGCACCUGCGGGGAAGCCUUCUCCAACACCUACGGCCUCAAGAAGCACCGCCACAUCCACAAGAUGGAGCGCUUCGCCGCCAUGGGGGCCCACAAGGAUCAGCCCUAGGGUUGGCGUGGCGGCAGAAUAGAUGGGCCGUCCUUUUGCUGGUACUCUUGGGUGGGAAAUGAGGCUAGUUCCGGGCUGUUGCGAGCCAGAAGGGCAGGGGGUUCCAUAUAUAGUAGGUAAGAUGUGCUUGUCGGCAGCGAGUUGCUACACUUGGGGGAUGGAUUUGGGAAGAAGAGUCAUCAACUCAGAAGAGCAAGGGAGUUGGGACGAGCCAUGCAGAACUAGGGAUGCAGAGCAGGAGGGGCUUAAGUAGCAAGAGGCAGCUGCCGGCUAGCCUGCUGGAUCUCUAGUCCUCAAAACAAACGGCUAUUGUCCUGACCACCCUGGGUUCCCUAGCUUAAAUGGGUUGGGGGAGCUGUCUGUCAGUGAGGGGACCCUUUCCUACCAAGCAGUGGUAGGGGGAUGGACAUUCCUUGCUUUUCCUUGGUGAGUGGGAAGAAAAGACUGGAAUGGUGCUGGUGGAAUGACAGUGUUUCUGUUUGAAGCCUACAUCUUGAAACGGAGCAGCCGCCCGCCUCACUUCCCAUUUUCAGGAAGAGAUGGGGCUUCCAUUCCCCUUUACCUAGAAUGGAACAUUAGAGCUAAUUCAUACGUUUGGGGACAGGGUAGGACAGGACGUGGUGCAGUCUCCAAGGAGGGCGCGCCAGACUUUUCUAUGAACGCAGCCGCCUGAUCUCUGCCGGGCGGGCCCUUCUUCCUUUCUGAGGAAAGUCGCGGAUUUGCCUGCUUUCUUCACAUUUAUAAGGACAAUAGGCUAGCUAUCAUCUUCUUAGGACCUUGGGAACUAGUGGGACGUGGCUGCUGACCGUUUUAAUCAGGACCUGAAUAGAACAUCAGAGAAGCCUGCUUGAACUGUGUUCUCGAAUAUGGUGCAAUAUGGCCAAGGUGCCACUGCACCAUGAACUCCCUACCUACCUUCCUGCCUCCGGUAUAGAACCAGUUUAUGAUACCUCGGGAGGAUCACGAACCUUACUGCUCUCUCACAUUAAAAACAGCAACAGCUCCCUGCUCACAGAAAACGAGCAAGUCUGGAAGAAGGGUUCUAGCCUAGCCUUCUCCCUGACAUGCUAGCUUUCCACAUAGAGAGAGUGUUGAAUGUGAAAGAGCAUUCAGACAUGUCGUUCCCCCAUAUGCAUCCUGAAGUGGUGCGGUCCUGGGUGGACUACUAUGUGCUCUUCCUUAGUAUUCGAAUUGGCUCUCAGAAGGUGGACAGGAAGAACAACAGCACACUGGCUGGCCUCCGUUAAAACUGUGGCAUGGGCCCCUUCCCCCUUGAGUUAGUCCUUGGUGCCUCUUCCUCUGUGCCCCCGAAUGCUAAAAUUCUUUCAUAAGCCGCCUGUAGAUUAUCUGCCAUCGGAGCGUAAUGCCUUCCCCUGAGCUAGGAAUAGAGCAGUCCUGGGACAUGAGCUGUCCUCGGGUCGUCACCCAUAUAACAGGCUAGUUCCCCUUGUUUGUAUUAUCUCCCCUCCCCAACCUCAGGAUUGGGUAUGAAGCUGAGAGAAAAGAAAGAAAACUUAACUGGUAGUUCUACAUCCCAGUAUUGAAAUGCUUCUUCAGCUGCCCAGCACAUCCCACGGUUCACCCGCGUUCCCGGCCGGUGCCCAUCCCUUUCUUAACCAGCACUUAAUUUGACGUGCCCCCACAUCAAAUUAAGUGCUGGUUAAGUAGUCUGGAGGUAGAAUACCCCAUGGUAGCAUUGUCAUCCCCAGUCUUAUCAUGGACCUCUCCCACCCCUGAAGCAGGAACGGGAAUCCCUUGCUAAUUCUCCAGCUUCUCCCUGUGCCUCCCCAACGCCCUCUCUCUGCCUCUUCUGCCCUUCAGUAAAUGGCGUAGGAUACGAUGCACAUCUGGACAGGCAGGAGGGGAAGCUCAUUUACUAUGUGCGACCAAAGAGUUCUAAAAGCAUGCCCCCUUGUGGACAGUGGACACCAUGCAGGUGAUUCCCCUCUCCACCCCGCUGCCUUUGUGAUCCAAGCUGGCCUACAUAUAGUAGACAGUUGUGAUGGGGAGACCUUCUUGCUUUUCCAUUCUGGCAAGGUCAGACGAUGCCAACUUUUCUUUUCAGGUGGCAAUGCCAAAGGUGCCUCCUUGCCAUUUCUGGUCUACCAUCCCCAUGUCCACAUCCCUGGUUUCCUACCGUGGUGAGUGGCAAUCCCAAGUCUAUACGGACCCAAAGAUGCAUUAUUAUUUCCGCGUGGUUGUCCAGUGCCUGGAACAAGAGGGGAAAGGGGGACGUUGCCAAAGUUGCAGGGUUGGUUGUAGGUUAGAGAACCAUGAUAGAAACAAGAGUCCACUGGGUGGGGAUAUUCCUUAAAGGAAGCCCUGCAGCAUUUAGUGGUUGAAAUAAACUAUUUAAACAGGCUAGAAGCAUGACGAAGAGCGUGAAGAAGAGAAGGGGGAUGGCCUCCGUUACGCCACAGUUCCCUUGUUGGGUCGACUCAAGGACAACUCUUUUGUCCCUGUUGAGUCAGGCCCAGUGAGACUAAUGUCUGACCGACUGAAAUACUACUGACUAAUGUCCUGCCUCCAGAAGUGGCUAAUAUUGGAUGUUCCUUUUCUUGUUUUAUCUUUAUACUAAAGUUUAAUGGCCUGAACUUGUAGCUGAAAUUCAGUGGAUUCUUCCUAUGGUCGUGGCUAUACUUCUGCCUGCCUUAUAUGGAAACCGUUUUUUUUUCCCAUAUAGAAUUUCCCCUCCCUGACUUCAUAAUUUGCAAGUAGAGCUGACUUUAAUAUUAGAUUCUCUCUUCCCUCCCCACCCCCAAAUUUAUGAAUACAGGACACCCUGUUUAUACUAUACUCGCUUUGUAGGGUCAGCUGCUUCUACAUUUAGUUGAGCAUUGCUUCCUUUGAAAGAAGUGGUAGCCCUGGAACUGAUAACCUGUUCUCACACUAACUGCCAUUAUUUGUUUAUGUCAUCCACCUUUUAACCUGAAAAAAAAUGAGUUCACAACAACUAAUCCGAUAGAUGAUGUGUCUGUUGAACUGCUUAACUGUAGCUUCCUAAAUGGACGAUGGAAAACAGACGGAAGAAAUAAGUUUUAGGCGCUCUCAGGUGGCCUAAGAGAACAUACUAUUUUCUAAAACCACUAACAGUGCAGUCCUAUACACGUCUACUCAGAAAUAAGCCCUACUGAGUUCAAUGGGGCUUAUUUCCCAGUUAGCGAAUAUAAGAUUGAAGCCUAACUGUCUGCUUUUGGAGACAAACAUAAGGGAUUUCCAGAGUUGUUGUUUUUUAGAACAAUUUACAGGCCUAAAAUGUCGGGAACAAAUUUCAGGAUUGGUUACGACACUGACCUGCCUGUUUCAAACACAAAAUUGAUGCUGAUAUAUUCAGCCAGGCCUUGAUUACUAUUUAAGAAUGGAGGCCUGUUUCUUAUAGAUGAGAAAAUGUAGACUGACUCUCCUAAGUUUGUUCUAAAACUUUUCUGACCUCAUUUAAGAGGAAUUAGUUAACCUUAACACACUUUAAUUACCUUUCUGUACUCACAAUCAGGACAUUUGGAAAGUGGCAAAAAAGGGGUCCCCUGCUCCCCACACCCUUUUAGCUUAUUCUUACAGAUAAAAAGGAUUUGCGUGCAAAAUAGCUGCCUCUCCUUUUCUAGCCAAAUAUUUAAUGGCAGGGAGAAGGCACAGAGUCUUUCCUAGGAGGGGCUCACCUGACCGCUGAUACUUACCGCAAAUAAGGUUUGCACCCAUUCUUUGUUCUAAGAGUUGUUUGAUUUGUCCAAAUGUUCUUUUCUAUCCUUCAUUGUGGUUGGGUUUUGCUAGCUGGUGCAAUGUGAAAUUACCAUGCACCCUCGGAAACAUACUAGAAAAGAAGCCAACUAGGACCCCCAGUUUAUCUGGAAGGGUUGAAGGGGGGUGUCUAGUAGAUUUGAGAGUAAGAGCCCCAGGAGGCAGCAUUCUUUGGCUUGAGUUCUGUGGGAAGUGCUUAAGGACUAGUGGGUUGAAGAGAUGGGUGGUUCUGGGUUUUAAUUCUGGUUGGGAAAUGGAGGGUUGUUGUUUUUUUGAAGACCCAGCUGGUUUGGAGUAUGUGAUCAGAAGUUGCCAGCCAUCCUUCCCAAUGCACUGCUCUGCCCCUUACAAUCUUGGAUGGACGCUCAGCCCCAAGGUGUACAUCACUAGGAUGCUGGUGUCGUGCAGAGCCCCAUCAACCCCCAACGCCUUGUCUGCUGUGUACUGGACUUGUGAAGCAGAGGGCAGGGAAGGUACUCCUAUCUUUUCCUAGCAUCAGACCUGACUCUUUAAGAUGCCACGCAACCAUCUUAGAACUUAAUCAGCCCUCCUGUUCUUUGGGGAACAUGGAUUCUUUUGCUUCUGACAGCGGCUGAUGUUUUCUCUCACUCUCGCACGCAUCCCAAACUGGGAGAUGGACAUUUUUGAGACUGGACUCGAAACACCUCCAGACUGGACUCAAAACAUCCCCAGACCAGUAACCGUUGCAAACUCCGAAUGUAGAGUUGUGCUACUGAUAGGACCCAACCCAUCGUGAUCAUGUUAGCAGAUGACUUUUUAUAUUAAUACAGAUAUAUAAAUACAUUUAUAUAUAAAUACUUCUUUUCUAACUACCCCUUUCUCCCAUUGGCCACAAAGUGCAGGAAGUGCAGUUCUUUUGGUGCCAAGAUGAUAACGAGUCCCUAUGAUAACGUGUACUAAAAUAUGUAUAGGACCCUGUCAUUGUCCAUGCAGCUGAUGGGCCUGGACCGAUAACCCGUCCCCUCCUCCCUCGUUGUACCCCUUGGGAAUUGUACAGCGUGUGUUUUUCUCAGUCAGGGGUGGGGGGACGGGAGCGUGUUUGUGUUUUAAACCAAGCAAUUGUUUUAAAAGUGUUUGAUUUACGAUGUACAGACUAAACAAACAUUAAAAAAAAUGGAAAAUGUA
Molecule: messenger RNA, 8029 nt
Organism: Elgaria multicarinata webbii
Lineage: Eukaryota; Metazoa; Chordata; Lepidosauria; Squamata; Anguidae
Gene: ZNF865
Product: zinc finger protein 865
Exons: 2
Coding region: 215-3148 (977 amino acids)
Source: RefSeq, a predicted model, not a curated record